This is a messenger RNA of Drosophila willistoni, 1007 nucleotides long. RefSeq names its product elongation of very long chain fatty acids protein F. The record is from RefSeq and is a predicted model, not a curated record. Gene Ontology annotation, molecular function: fatty acid elongase activity. The transcript is spliced from 2 exons. Bases 17 to 799 code for a protein of 260 amino acids. Gene Ontology annotation, biological process: fatty acid elongation, polyunsaturated fatty acid; sphingolipid biosynthetic process; fatty acid elongation, monounsaturated fatty acid. NCBI's taxonomy places the organism in Eukaryota, Metazoa, Arthropoda, Insecta, Diptera, Drosophilidae. Gene Ontology annotation, cellular component: endoplasmic reticulum membrane.
UUCAUUAAAGAGGAAAAUGUUUGAGGUCUUUGACAAGCCAUAUGCGGAUCCUGUCCACCUACCAUUGGCCAGAGAUUUGCAGCCCGUCCUAUUAAUAGUUUUUGGGUAUCUUUUGUUUGUGCUGAAAUUGGGCAGACAAUGGAUGGCGCAUCGUCAACCAUUUCAAUUGCGUGGAAUACUUAAGAUCUACAACGUUAUGCAGAUCUUAUACAAUGGAUCUCUGCUUAUAUGUGGUCUGCAUUUGAUAUUCGUUGAGAGUCCUUACAAUCUUAGUUGUACGACUGUCCUGCCCUUGGAUCAUAGGCUCAAAUUAAUGGAACGUACAUUAUCCUAUCUGUAUUAUAUCAACAAGUUAAUCGAUCUGCUCGAUACAUUGUUUUUUGUGCUACGCAAGAAAGACAAACAAAUAACAUUUCUGCAUGUCUUCCAUCAUGUUUUCAUGGCCGUUACCACAUUUCUUCUGAUACGCUUCUAUGGACAUGGUGGCCAAGUCUUUGUAACCUGUAUGCUUAACAUAUUAAUUCACGUUGUAAUGUAUAGUUACUAUUACAUUUCAUCCCAGAGUGAACACGCCCAGCAAAGUAUUUGGUGGAAAAAAUAUCUAACUCUAAUGCAAUUAGUACAAUUCUCCAUAAUGUUUUCAUAUAAUUUAUUUCUCUAUGUGCAACCAAAUUGUGAGUCAUCUGAUGGCGUUAGCAUUACAGUCUGUUCGGCGUCUUUGUUUAUGUUCAUAAUGUUCUCCAAGUUUUAUAUAAACACAUACAUUCGGUCUAAAAACAAAAAUUUAAAAUCAAAAUAAAAUUACACAAUGCAAACCGGAUAGUUUAUGUGCCUAAUUGCUUAUACUAAAAUAGAUCAAGAUCUUAGAAGCUAAACGUGCUCAGUCUGGAGACUGGACUGAAGAAAAGCAAAUCUUCUAAUAUUCAAAAAUUGGCGACGUAUAAUAUAGUCUUUGAGUAUGUACCUAGUAUAUAGAAUAAAUAAAUAAACUAAUUGUAAAAAUCAAA